AAUUUUGGAUUUACAUGUACUGAAGUCAAUGAAGGAUAGAGGCCUAUGUGUGUCAUUUGCUAAAAAACUUUAGCAGCAGAUAGCAUGAAACCUAAUAAACUUAAACGACAUUUGGAAACGCUCCAUACCGUGAACGAUGAGUUUUCGGCACUAAAAGAGCGUUUCGUAUACUACUACAAUUUUCAACAUCCUACCUUUGCGAAACAGGAUUUUCGGCCGUAGCUGCUUUGAAGACC
Messenger RNA from Acanthoscelides obtectus, 236 nucleotides. The record is from the annotation of a GenBank genome assembly. NCBI's taxonomy places the organism in Eukaryota, Metazoa, Arthropoda, Insecta, Coleoptera, Chrysomelidae.